Molecule: messenger RNA, 255 nt
Organism: Saccharomycopsis crataegensis
Lineage: Eukaryota; Fungi; Ascomycota; Saccharomycetes; Ascoideales; Saccharomycopsidaceae
Exons: 1
Coding region: 1-255 (84 amino acids)
Source: RefSeq, a predicted model, not a curated record
AUGUUUAGGUUUUUACUUAGAGCCUAUGAACCAGCUGAACCAAGAACUUUGGCACAAGACACAUUUUAUCUGUUGCAUGUUACAACUGAAACAGAUUUUAGCCGAUUUGAAGCAGUGAUUGAUGAUGUUAUAAAAGUUCAUCAAUAUGCAGAACAAGAAGUUCCCACUGAGGCUGCUAUUCUUAAUCAAAUGGGUCAUCUGAGCCUUAUGAACCAUCAAAGAUUAUUCAACAUGCGCAAGUGCAGCAAAAGAUGA